ACUCGUAGCUGUUUUAUGACUGACAGUAGCCCUUGUUUCAAAACCGUCAGGAACCAGACGUUGACGGAAAAGAUGGCGGCAAACUGCUUCAUGAAUUACAUUAUGGAUUAUAACGGUCUACAAGGGAGAGUUGAAAUUGAAGAAUGCGAAGUGUGCGGCGGCAUAGCCAAGUUCCAUUGUGUACAGUGCAAUAAUUUCAUAUGCACCAAUUGUAAAAUAACUCACGAAAGACGCCCAGUCAGUGAUGUCCACCAAUUUUGUACCAUUGCAGAAUUGAAUACGCAUAAUUGGAGGCAGCGACAUUUAAGGGAGAUUUUGUGUGCUCGACAUAGAUAUUCAAUCUCGUCCUAUUGUAAGUCAUGUGAAACUCCCAUGUGUGAGAAAUGCGACGAAACUCACACAGGUCCGCAGCACAAUAUCAUACCUGCCGAUGUCGCAUUUGAACAAUAUAAACAAGCAGCAGAAAAGUUAGUGGCAGAUGGAUUUCAAUUAGAAAAUUUGACUAGAGAGAAACUGGCAACAGUUGAAGAGACAAAAAAGGUAUGGGUGACGUCGACUGUGAGGUGCGAAAAAGAGAUUAUAGCAUAUGUAGAUCGUUUGCAAAAACAGCUGGACUGUGCCAAAGAUAAUCUAUUAGAAAACCUGAAUGAAAUAAGUACGCAGAAAGAAGCACAACUCGACGAAGAAAUACAGAACUUAAAAUUGAUCAAAGAGAACGUGAAAAGCGCACGCUUGAGAAAUGAGGGUCUUAUGGGGACACAGAACCCAAAUGGCGCUCUCUAUAUGAUCAACGAGGGCCUGCAACAACUACAUGACGCUCUUCAGAACAUACCUGCUCUUCAUCCUGUAAACACGGGAAAUCUUGAGUUUGAUCCGGAUCUCGAGUGCCUUGAGGGGUUCAAGUUAGGUAGUGUAUAUGAAGGGGGUUUAUUGGAUCCGUCGCAAUGUGUAACAGAUAUCACAUCGAAGAUCGAAAAAACAGUCGGCGAGUUCAUACAGUUCAGACUGACGACUAAUGAUUCGAAUGGCAGAAAGAAGGACGUUAUAACGGAUUCAAUAUCCGUUGUGCUUCAGAACGAGUCGGGCGAUCAGGUGAAUGGAGACGUUUCCGAGAUCUGCAAAGGCUUAUUUCAGAUAACCUGCCUGUGUAAGUGGGAAACUGAGUGCAACCUUAGUGUCGGUGUCUUCGGCGAGCCAAUUUCAGGAUCACCAUUUCCAGUAGUUGGUCUCCGUCACCAGCUACUCCUGAAGAGCAUUGACACUGGAAACUAUUUCACGAAAAAGAAAGGCAAUAUAGAUGAUGUGUGCUUCACAACCGAUGACAUUCUGUUAGCUUGCAACUCGACAAAUCAGAUUCUCAAAUUUGAUUUAAAGGGCAAUUACAUAAACACCUUCUGUCUAGAGGAGGGGAAAGAAAUCCAAGGUAUCUUCUGCAUCGAUUUUGAUCGGAUAGCAGUGACAGAAAAAACGGGAUGCGAAGUUCUGAUUUGCAAACAAGAUGGCGUUGUUGUUCAUCAGUUCGGAAAAGGAGUAUUGCUGAACCCGAAAGGCAUUGCCGUGUCAGUUAAAAGAAAUGAGGUCUUUGUCGUCGACUGCCAAGCACACUGCGUCUUCCGAUUCAGUAUUGAAGGUCGUCUAUUGUGCAAGAUUGGUGGGAUUGGCAAUGCCGAAGGAAAAUUUAACACUCCCCACUCAAUCGCAGUAAUAAACGAAGGCGAUGACUUUAUCGUCUCUGAUAGCCUUAACCAUCGUCUGCAAGUUUUCAAGCAUGAUGGGAAAUUUCUCAGGACCAUUGGAUAUGGUCGUGGGCAAGGAAAUGGUAAACUUGAGUUUCCCAGAGCGGUAGCCCUGCAUGGCAAGGGUCACAUAAUUGUUGGAAGCAGUGACAGAUUGCAGUUAUUUGAUCAACAGACAGGCCAGUAUGUCACACGUCUUGAUCAUCGAAACGAUGAUGUAAAGUACCCGUACGGAAUAGCAGUCGACAAGGGGAAAAUCGCCGUGGCCAACUGGAGAGGCUUAGGAUCGAAAUCGGCAAACAUUAAGACAUUUAAAGAUGCAUAUGAGCAAUUGAUCAAUAACGAGUAAAGCUAUUAUCCCAGUAUUUUUUAAUAAGUAUUAAUACAAAGUAAAAAGUAGGCAUACGCUAAAUGAGUUUUUUAAGCUCUUGCCAGUUAAAAAUGUCUUCGGUUAUAAAAUGUUGUGUGCUGCAUCACCCCGCUGCGCUUUUAAACUUUCAUAUUUAAAAAUCUGUGUUUUAAUUUAUGACGAGUUGGUGAAACGUUGUUCGGACAUGUUCGGACUUCGGACUGACGGCCUGAUUUUAUAAAGUGCAUGUUGCAUAUCACUGUAGACUAGAGGUGAAGAAACCAAUUAGUUUGUGUCAUAAUGCUAUAUGAGUGUGUCUGACGUAAUUUCUAACUUCUAUUAUUGUGUCCGUAUUUAUUAACCUUUGUAACAUUGUUUUUUAAGUAUAGUAUUUCAGAUGAUCUCUCUUUGCAGAUGAUGUAGUUAAGUCCUUGAUAGAAAACAUGUAACAUGCCAAUCAGUAUAUGCGUCCGAAACCAUUACCAAAUGAUUACUUUAUUUCGUACAUUAAUAAUACUUUUGCAAAUAAAUUAAAAGAAAAAUUAAGCAAUCUGAUGGCUAAUUAAACUGUAGGCCCAUCUUUGCAAGCAUGGGUGUUACGUAGGUCAGAGUUUACACCUUCAAGAAAACAAUGACGAAUCAUAUACAAAGAACUAUUGUAAACAACCGAAGCAUGACGUUAACAACAAGCUAAUAUUAUUUAAGUUAGUCUACAUAUAGAUUGAUCACGUUAGUCGAUCGAUAGCAUUGUGAAAAAUGUAAUAAAAAUAAAUAGUUUUUCUGGUCUAUUUAAACAGUUUCUCAAGGUGCAUUCUGAACUGCAGGUGUAGUAGAAGAAUAUCUAGCAAAAAUUUCGUAGGUAAGGCCUGAUUUUGUAGUAGAAUAGCUUUUUUUUCUAUACGUACCUUGUUGUCUACGUGUGAGAGCUAUUUCAACUCAAUGGAGCAUACAAUUCAAUGCACUGAAAACAGUAAACUGUUGACUGAACGAAAGACAGAACGCUGAACUUGAAUUGUUAACAUAGUCCUUGAUCUGUAUAGUCAUGUCACAGUAAACUAGAAGAGACUUAAUUAUACGUACCGUCAUAGUGAUAUGAUUGCCGUAGGUGUUUUUUUUAUUUACAAUUAAGUCUCGUUCAGCGAAAUUUAGUUAUAGUCAGCUAUCUCAAACCUAUAAAGAUUCUUAAGUAUCAGAAAUACAACGAACUGCUGGAAAAACAUAUACAUGACGCCUACAACGCGAUAUUCUUGGUCAUACCAAGGAGGUAUAAUAUAUGUUUGUAUAAUAUAAUGUAUGUAUGUAU
This is a messenger RNA of Anneissia japonica, 3388 nucleotides long. Its product is annotated as tripartite motif-containing protein 3-like. The transcript is spliced from 2 exons. Bases 16 to 2085 code for a protein of 689 amino acids. NCBI's taxonomy places the organism in Eukaryota, Metazoa, Echinodermata, Crinoidea, Comatulida, Comatulidae. The record is from RefSeq and is a predicted model, not a curated record. Gene Ontology annotation, molecular function: zinc ion binding; ubiquitin protein ligase activity; translation repressor activity. Gene Ontology annotation, biological process: negative regulation of translation; proteasome-mediated ubiquitin-dependent protein catabolic process; protein polyubiquitination.